AUUGCUGUCUGGUGCAGUGAUGUGACACGCUAUGCUAGCGAACUGACUAGCCAGCAACCUCAGUAGCCCAACCUCGCCAUGGCGGCGCAGCCGCACCCCGGCGACCCCGCCCUCCAUAAGUGUGCCCAACUCGCCGUCGCACCAAUCGGCGAAUCAUCCAUGCCGCCGCCUGCGGCCGAAGUUGACCCCCGCAGCGGCUACUGCGCCGCCACUAAGACCUUCCACAGCCUCCGCGCGCCGCUUCCGCUGCCGCCGGCGGACCUCCCGCUCUCCUUUCCGUCCUUCAUGUUCUCCCUGCUCCCCGCCGCGCUCCCCUCCCGCCCAGCCCUCGUCGACGCCGCAACCGGCGAGGCUGUCCCCUUCCCCGCCUUCCUCUCCGGGGUCCGCGCGCUCGCCACCGCGCUCCGUGCCCGCCUGGGCAUCUCCCGCGGCGACGUCGCCUUUGUCCUUGCGCCGCCCGGCGUCCACGUCCCCGUGCUCUACUACGCGCUCAUGGCCGUCGGCGCCGUCGUGUCCCCAGCCAAUCCGACCCUCACCGCCGGCGAGAUCUCCGGCCUCGUGGCGCUCUCCGGCCCCUCCGUCGCCUUCGCCGUCAAGGCCACCGCAGGCAAGCUCCCUCCCGGCCUCAACACCGUGCUCCUCGACUCCGCAAGAUUUCUUUCCUUCUUCCACGAAGCCCGUGACGAGGAUGGCACGGCCGCUGGGACAGAUGUGGUGACCCACCAAUCGGACCCGGCGGCGAUACUCUACUCCUCCGGCACCACUGGGCGCGCCAAGGCGGUCGUGCUGACGCACCGCAACCUCAUGGCCUCUAAUGCCACGCGGGCGGCGGCGACUGUGGAUGUGCUGAUGCUCGCCGUGCCUCUCUUCCACGUAUACGGUUUCACGUUCUGCCUCAGGGUCGCGCCUUCGGCGAACACGCUAGUGUUGCACACGGCGAAGAGAUUCGACGGUAGGGAGGUGCUGGCUGCAGUAGGGAGAUAUGGGGCAACACGGCUCGCGCUGGCGCCACCGGCGCUACUGGCAAUUGUGCGGGCCGCAGAGGAGGAAGAGACUUUGAUUGCUCGCGUGGCCACGCUGCAGGCGGUGAACUGCGGCGGCGCCCCCCUCGCGACUGAGCUCUUUCGGCGCUUCUUGCACAAAUUCCCUGGCGUGUGCCUUUUGCAGGGGUAUGGUCUUACAGAGACUACAUCUGGUUUUUGCCGUGCUGUCGGAGAGGAAGAAAGUGCACAAAUUGGGUCCGUGGGUCGUCUUUCAUGGGGUGCUCAAGCAAAGGUUGUUCAUCCUGAAACAGGGGUUGCCCUGCCUCCUGGUGUGCCAGGGGAGCUUUGGGUCCGAGGGCCUUUUGUGAUGAAAGGUUAUGCUGGUGAUGAGGAUUCAACAUCUAAGAUCUUGGAUAGUGAAGGUUGGUUGAGAACAGGAGAUCUUUGUUAUAUUGACAAAGAUGGAAUCGUUUUUGUUGUUGAUCAGCUUAAAGAGUUAAUUAAGUACAAAGGCUACCAGGUUCCUCCCGCAGAACUUGAAAGCCUGCUUCAGACACACCCAGAUAUUGAUGAAGCUGCAGUUGUGCCAUACCCAGAUGAUCAGGCUGGGGAGUUGCCGGUAGCAUUCAUCGUUAGCUGCUCAGGAAGCAACUUGCAUGAAGCACAAAUCAAAGAAUUUGUCGCUAAACAGGUUGUGCACUAUAAGCAAAUACACCAUGUCUUCUUUGUGAAUUCAAUACCAAAAAAUGCAGCGGGUAAGAUUUUAAGGAUGGACUUGGCAAAGUUAACAUUGCAGCAUAUUCGGUCUAAGUUAUAGUAGUAUAUGUCUGUUUGUGUAUGACCUAAGUCAUUGGUGUUUGAUAAAUGGAAAGAAAGGACAUAAACAAUUAGUGGGCAAUGGCAUAAUAGAGAUACCAUUGUUUGCAAGCUAUGCGAAAGAUCAAAAGAUCAUCCAGUUAUUUUUUUAUGUUGAUGUAUGCAGUUUGAAAUCCUGAA
Panicum hallii is the source of this 1979-nucleotide messenger RNA. Its product is annotated as 4-coumarate--CoA ligase-like 7. The record is from RefSeq and is a predicted model, not a curated record. Lineage: Eukaryota; Viridiplantae; Streptophyta; Magnoliopsida; Poales; Poaceae. Gene Ontology annotation, molecular function: CoA-ligase activity. The coding region runs from base 79 to 1800 and encodes 573 amino acids. The transcript has 6 exons.